UACCGGGAGGAGCCGCUCAUGAAAACGAGCUGCAUGCAGCACAGCAGAGGCCUCCACAAGCAACUUUCCCUGCAAACAUGAUGUCCUACUUGAAGCAACCCCCCUACACGGUUAACGGUCUCAGCUUAUCCACGCCUGGAGUGGACCUGCUGCACCCUUCUGUGGGCUACCAAGCCACACCUCGCAAGCAGAGGCGCGAGAGGACCACCUUCACUCGGGCUCAACUGGACGUUCUUGAGAACCUGUUCACCAAGACCAGAUACCCAGACAUCUUCAUGAGGGAGGAGGUGGCCCUGAAGAUCAACCUGCCUGAAUCCAGAGUCCAGGUAUGGUUCAAAAACAGAAGAGCCAAACAUCGUCAGCAGGCCCAGCAGACCCAAAGCGGCGUGCAGAGCAAGCCGGUGAGCAGCAGGCCGGUGAAAAAGAAAGCCUCCCCGGUGCGGGAGGCCAGCUCGGACAGCGCUGCCAGUGGCCAGUUCACGCCGCCCUGCAGCACCUCUCUCCCGGCUGUUAGCAGCAGCGCGGCGCCGGUGUCCAUCUGGAGCCCGGCCUCCAUCUCGCCUCUAUCGGAUCCGAUGUCCACGUCCUCGGCUUCCUCCUGCAUGCAGCGCUCCUACCCCAUGACCUACAGCCAGGCGUCGGGCUACAACCAGGGCUACUCCUCGUCCUACUUCACCGGCAUGGACUGCGGCUCCUACUUGUCGCCGAUGCACGCCCACCACCACCAGUUGUCCGCGGCGAGUUCCGCAAUGAGUCCGAUGGGCGGCGGCGGCGGUGGAGGUGGAGGCGGCGUGAGCAGCCACUUGAGCCCGGCGUCAUCGCUCUCCUCGUCCGCGUACGGCGCAGCAGGGCUCGGUUACGGAGGCACGGCGGACUGCCUGGACUAUAAGGAGCAGUCGGCGUCCUCGUGGAAGCUCAACUUCAACGCGGACUGUUUGGAUUACAAAGACCAGGCGGCGUGGAAGUUCCAGGUGUUGUGACGCUUCGUCUCCCCGCAGCCAGGCCGCGGAGGAGCGGGCCUCGGCGGCCUGAGACUCUCUUCUACCUCGGGUGAGCAGAGCAGGACUGGUCGCCCCCCACUUUUUUGAGCAUUCGCACUCCAAUUUUGGUCAAGGACAUGGAAGAUGCAAGAAAAAAAGAGACAAAGAGCAGGAGCUUUUUUGGGGGGGUCAAGUUUGAUUUUCUCGUCUUUUUGGGGAAUAAAGCUGGCACAUGAAUGUGUGUGUGACCUCUGACAUGGAUGCACUACUUUUAAUUUAUGAGAAAUAUGUCUAAGACUAGUUAUAAAAGACAAUCACUUCCCCCUAUUUUUGCUGUCCCUUUUAAUGUCUUUUUUAUGUUAUUUUACAUUUUUCUUAUCAUUUUUUGUACACACACAGCUGUGUUUUUUUAUUUACCGAUAUCCUUUCCCUGUCUGUGCUAAAUUAUUCUACAGUUCUACAUUAUACAGUUGCCAAGGGACUAUGCAGGUAAAAUCAAGCAAGCUGUAUGAAAAAGGACACACUUCAUCAUAAUAAUGAUAAUAAUAAAGAAUC
Molecule: messenger RNA, 1535 nt
Organism: Doryrhamphus excisus (bluestripe pipefish)
Lineage: Eukaryota; Metazoa; Chordata; Actinopteri; Syngnathiformes; Syngnathidae
Product: homeobox protein OTX2-like
Biological process (GO): multicellular organism development; regulation of transcription by RNA polymerase II
Cellular component (GO): nucleus
Molecular function (GO): DNA-binding transcription factor activity, RNA polymerase II-specific; RNA polymerase II cis-regulatory region sequence-specific DNA binding
Source: RefSeq, a predicted model, not a curated record